CCCCUUUCUGCUUACUGCCAUUCCACUCUUCCCUUUUCACCCUGUCUUUUUCAGGAGAAACUACUGAACUUGGAAGGAAGGUUUCCAUAGUCAUGGCACUCUUUUCUUCCCUAACCCCAGUCUUUAUAGCCAUUAUAUGUGUUUUGAUUGGGGCAAUACUGAAGAAGACUAAUGGAGAGAAGGAAAAACAUGAGACUAAAAGCAAGUCUUUAUCUCACCCAUGGGUGGAUGAAGAUUUAAAAGAUGGCACUGACCACCACUCAGAGGAAGAAGUGGUUGAUGAAGAGUGGCAAGGACUUGAAGAAAAUGUUGCCCAUGUCCCGUUCUUUGCAGAGCGCUACUCUGAAGCUGAAAUGAUCAAAAGGUCACAGAUGUUUUACGAGCUUCUUAACAAGAGACGGUCUGUCAGGUUUCUCAGUGAUGAACCUGUCCCCAGGGAGGUUAUCGAUAAUGUCAUCAGAACAGCAGGUAUGGUACUGAGUGGUCCAAGGUCUGAAAAAAAGAAGAGGAUCAGCAUUGCUGUUCAACUGUGUACCUCACCCAGUGGAGCACACACUGAGCCCUGGACCUUUGUGGUGGUGCAAGAUCCAUACUUAAAACAUAAGAUUCGUGAGAUCGUAGAAGAAGAAGAAGAAAUCAACUACAAAAAAAGGAUGGGAGACAGAUGGGUUAAUGAUUUGAAAAGACUGAGAACAAACUGGAUCAAAGAGUACUUGGACACUGCUCCGUAUCUGAUCCUCAUUUUUAAGCAGGUAUAUGGGCAGCUUCCAAAUGGCAAAAAGAAGACCCACUACUACAAUGAAAUCAGUGUUUCUAUUGCCUGUGGUAUCCUGCUUGCUGCCUUGCAGAAUGCGGGCCUGUACACAGUGACAUCCACACCCCUCAACUGCGGCCCCCAGCUCCGGGUGCUGCUCCAGCGCCCAGCGAACGAGAAGCUACUCUUGUUGCUCCCUGUUGGAUAUCCCAAGAAAGAUGCUACUGUGCCUGCGCUGACCCGAAAGCCACUGGAAGACAUCAUGGUGGUCAUGUGAGCCCAGCGCUGCGAGGAAGGAGCUGUAAGCAGCAGCCCACUCAAGCUGUCAGUGCUGUUCCUGUGUAUUGUCUGCCUACACCACUGCUGCUCUGGCUCUUUGCACCUGUGUUUCUUUUAGUGCUAGUAAGCUACUAAUAGUGAGCAGCCCAGCACUGUGCAUUUGACAGGUGCUAUUACCAAAGCAACCAGGUGUUGUUCCAGGGGACACGUACAAUUUAAAUUACCUUUAUCACUUGAUUUUUCUUAUGCAUUGUAGGGACAAAUCUUUCCUUGAACUGUAAUGUAUAUUCUCCUUAUACUUUUGUGUUUACCGUUACACAGUUACUUUCACUUCAGAAAUUUAACGGAGGUUGUAUUAAAAAAUAUAGAGAUCAAA
This is a messenger RNA of Falco peregrinus (peregrine falcon), 1409 nucleotides long. RefSeq names its product iodotyrosine deiodinase (gene IYD). Lineage: Eukaryota; Metazoa; Chordata; Aves; Falconiformes; Falconidae. Gene Ontology annotation, molecular function: oxidoreductase activity. The transcript is spliced from 5 exons. The record is from RefSeq and is a predicted model, not a curated record. Bases 93 to 1031 code for a protein of 312 amino acids.